AUGGAGAAGAUGAUUUUAGCUCGGCAAGCCGCGAGCUUCCAUUUUUUUUCAUCUUUUUCUUUCCAUCCCCGACACCUCUGCCCUAGCAUCUCGCGCUGCCAUCACAGCCGGCCACCGCGAGCUCUAUCUCCGAUCACCUCACAUCAGAGCCGAGCUUUCCUCCAUCUCGAGUGCCCUAGCCGGCUCCGACGCCACUGCCGACUACCGCCUUGUUCCUUGCUUGAGCAGCCGGCAAUCGCAGGGAUCUUCCUCACCAGUGUCGUGCCCUAUUUUACUUUUCACAGUGGUUCUGUCUUCAUUGUUAUCUGCCCUAGCUGUGAACGAAGAGUGAAUCUUUUCUUGAAUUCCGACAGUGAAGUUUCAACCGGAGGUCUUGGCUGUGGAGGACCUUUAGUCCAGCAGCCCACUCUAGGUCCAGUAACAACGAUCUUUGCUAUUGAGCCACAACGACUGUGGUUGAGGACUUUGAUUCGAGACGAGCAUCUCGACGUCCGAGUUGCACCGGAUUGAUCUUAUUUCGAU
This is a messenger RNA of Zingiber officinale, 522 nucleotides long. RefSeq lists its product as uncharacterized. The coding region runs from base 1 to 510 and encodes 169 amino acids. The transcript is spliced from 4 exons. Lineage: Eukaryota; Viridiplantae; Streptophyta; Magnoliopsida; Zingiberales; Zingiberaceae. The record is from RefSeq and is a predicted model, not a curated record.